GGAAAAAUGCAUGUAGCCGUUUGAAACGGAAAUCUGAACGAAGAGGAAAGGAUGAGUCGAGAAUAUACUCAUCGUGAGCAUGUGCUAAUGCAUUGUGACGUCAAGGCGCAAUAUAUCUCGUGCACCAAACACCAUUAGCAUAAGCAUGUGACUGGUGUGGAAGCGAUCGACUGUUCGCACCGCGUCCGAACAGUCACGUGCAAGCCGUGUGCCACGAAAAAUAGCAUAGUCUAGCUUAAGGCGAAGAGCGGUGAAGUACGCCGUGCAAAUUGACGUACUCGGCGGGGAUGUCAAAGUCGCGAAUCGAUUACCCGUGGAGAGUGCCAUCACGAAGAAGAAAACGCGUCGCGACCAGUGAAUGUUCGAGAGUGAUCGGACGAUCGUUCCGGCGCCGCGUCUUACCCGGCCUAAUUAAAAAUUCCUUUGUGAUAUGAGAUUGUUAUUAGCGAGAUAAAUUAAGAACUCCUCCUGAAUAAUGCGUGACACAUCAGAUAUCGCGCGAGAUUAAAUCAAUUGCUUCGUAGAGCAAAAGAUCGAUGGAUGAUAAGUGACUUUCAAUUAACAAGUGAAAAUGCUACCUCAUUUAUAAUCAAGGCAAGAGUGAAACACAUCGGUUCAUAUGUUACCGCUCGAAUUUCAUUAGGCGUCAAAAGAAUUUGUUUUGGACAUGCGUUGGAUGAAGAUAACAUGAGGUUCUCGUGCUUCCCGAGGGCCAAUAUCCUCGGGAAGAGGGGUAGCAUUAAUCUCACCCCUCUUCCGGGUAACGACGAGUCCAACAGCAUCGCUAACUUAAACGUAAAUGGAAGCGCAAGGAAUGCGAUUAUCACCAGCUACAAGCAAUCCGGUGAACCAGAUCUGACACAUGGUGUUAUACGCCCCUUGCCCGGUACAGCGAUUCAAAAUGGCAUCGGUCCACCGUCGUCCACAUCUCCGAAAUCCAGGGCACCUCCACCGCCUCAAGAUAAUUACGUUAACAAUCUCCACGUACAUCAAGAACAACCCGAACUAGAAGAUGCAGCAACAACGGAAAGCGAUGAAGGGUACGUGAGCAAUCCAAGGGGUGGCGUCAUCGGAAGGACACCAACGCCACCCUCAGCACCUACUCCCGUAUACGAGAAGGAUGCCAGGAGCGCGAGGCAGAUCAAACGGGCCAUUCUCGAAAAUGAAUUUCUGGGUAAUCUGGAGGAGAAUCAGGUGGAGGCUCUCGUUUCCGCCAUGUAUCCCAAACAAAUUCCCGUUAGUACUCUAGUCAUCCGAGAAGGUGACAUAGGUUCACAUUUAUAUGUAUCGGCGGAUGGAGAGUUCGAUAUUUACGAGGGUAACAAGUUCCAAAGGAGCUUUGGACCUGGAGUUGCAUUCGGGGAGAUCGCCCUGUUGUACAACACGAAGAGACUCCGAUCUAUCAGCGUGAAGAAAGGUGGAAAAGUAUGGGUGCUCGACAGAUCAGUAUUUCUCACUGUAAUGAUGAGGACGGCUCAGGAACAUCUGGAAGGCAAUAUUCGCUUCCUCAGGCGUGUUUCUGUUCUUCAAAAGCUGCCCGAGCCAAAAGACCACGUCCUUGCGAAGAUAUCCGACCUGUUAAGAGUGGAAUUCUUCCCAGCUGGCGCUAGAAUAGUACGGCAGGGCGAGAAAGGCGACAAAUUUUACAUAAUCAGCGGCGGCAACGUGCGCAUCACGAAGGACACCGAGUACGGAGGUGAAGAGGAACUGGUAGUCCUCGGCAAAGGAAGAUAUUUCGGUGAAAAGGCUCUCUUCGAUGACGAGGGAGAGAAUCGUCGGCACGCGAACGCAAUUGCACUUGCGCCUGGUGUCGAAUGUUUGACAUUAGACACAUCGUCGUUUCUUAACUAUCUGGGCAGCCUGGAUGAAAUUCGCAACAAGGACUGGCUGGCGGAGUACGAAAAGCAGAAGCGUUCGUUGACUCCGAAGAAGUGGACCAACGAGUACGCGAACUUGACUUUGGCCGAUCUCGAGACGAGAGGAACUUUGGGAGUGGGUGGCUUCGGCCGAGUCGAGCUGGUCACUCUGAGAUCCGACCCCGAGAAGAGCUUCGCACUGAAAAAGCUCAAGAAAAAGGCUAUGGUUGAACAACAGCAGCAGGAGCACGUGCUGAACGAGAAGCACAUUAUGCAAGCGUGUGAUUCAGCAUUUGUAUGCAAACUUUAUCAGACUUACAAGGACAACAAGUACGUCUACUUUUUGAUGGAAGUGUGCCUCGGCGGAGACGUAUGGACGACUCUUCAGAGGAGGAGACACUUCGACGAUGUUACCGCACAAUUCAUGGUCGGUUGCGUGGUGGAAGCGCUCGAUCAUCUUCACUCGCUAAACAUCGUCUAUCGAGAUCUUAAACCUGAGAAUCUUAUGCUCGACGCACGUGGCUAUUUGAAGCUUGUGGAUUUUGGCUUCAGCAAAAAGAUCGGACCUGCCAAAACAUGGACCUUCGCCGGUACGCCCGAAUACGUCGCGCCAGAAAUUAUUCUGAAUAAAGGGCAUGAUAGGGCGGUGGAUUAUUGGGCCCUCGGCAUCCUAACACACGAAUUGCUUGUCGGCAAACCACCUUUCCGAGGAUCCGACCAUAUGACUACCUACAAUAAAAUUCUAAAAGGCAUCGAGAUGGUCGGUGUACCGAGCAUCGUCAACAAGAAUGCCAGUAAUCUCAUUAAGAAAUUACUUCGUUUGAGUCCUUCGGAACGACUUGGUUACCAGAGAAAUGGAAUACAGGACAUUCGCGAUCACAAAUGGUUUUCCAAUUUUAACUGGCAAGCUCUUCAAAGAUUAGCUCUACCAGCUCCCAUUGUACCCACGGUGCGGAAUCAACUCGACACGCGGAACUUUGAGAGAUAUCCGCCAGAUCGCGACAUACCACCCGACGAAUUUACCGGUUGGGACACCGACUUCUGAAGAUGAAUCAUGGACGCAAGGGACUUCCUUUUUACGACAUCUGAAUGAUAGUUAUAAGAACAAUGCGAUCUUGAAGCAAUUGUUAUUAAGAAAUAUGUUUGCUAACUAUCUAGGAUUUUUAUAAGAAAACCGUCGUUUUAUUAACCAAAAAUAUAAAAAUGGCAAAAUUACUAAAUAACAAUUGCACCGAUACAAUUUGGAGAUAUAAGAAUGAAUAGAUUUAAUUAUACGCAUGAGUUUAAUUAAGACGUUUGAUAACAACUCGUGAUUACUAAUUAUCUCGCAAGAAAUUCUCGCUUAUGACUGGCUUUGAUUAUAAAACUCUUAUAUUAUUCUUCUUCUGCAAAAUCGUCUUGAAAAUAGCAUAAUCGAGAAUUAUUAUUACUGUUAUUAUUCGAGGUGGUUCCGCUUCCUUCCGUUAAUAAGCGAUACGCUAACUUUCUCAUGCAAUCGACUGGACUUUUAAUAGCCACGACUAACUCGUAAGAUAUAAUUUGUUAAGAUAUGAGAAAUUAUUAUUUCUUUAUAAGCAAUCACUGAGAUUCUCCGGUGUACCUUAAUUAAAGGUGAACAUACGUACUUCUUCUAACGCAAUAUUCCAUCGUCUUUGUACGGAAAAACCGAUUUUACGAUAUUACAUCCUGUAUUAUAUCUCUUCCGAUUGUAAAAGAAAUCUUAAGCCAUCGUAAUCCAGGCUUAAUUCCUCACUACAACGGUUUUAUUGCACGAAGUUUCGAUAUACAUACAUAUGGUUAAAUAAGAGAGUAACGUCACGCAUUUUCAAAUAAAUAAUUUUA
This is a messenger RNA of Dinoponera quadriceps, 3698 nucleotides long. RefSeq names its product cGMP-dependent protein kinase 1-like. Gene Ontology annotation, molecular function: ATP binding; cGMP-dependent protein kinase activity. The transcript has 14 exons. Bases 541 to 2901 code for a protein of 786 amino acids. The record is from RefSeq and is a predicted model, not a curated record. Lineage: Eukaryota; Metazoa; Arthropoda; Insecta; Hymenoptera; Formicidae. Gene Ontology annotation, biological process: protein phosphorylation.